UUGUAACGCUGCCUUAAAUUGACUGAAUACAUAUAUUUUUUAUUUAUUUAUUUUGGUGGUACAUAAAAUGAAUAUCUUACCUUGUCAUAGCCGUUACUCCGUACUAUAUAUAUAGCUGAUCAUCCAAAGUUGGUAAUCAUCAAAUCAUUACUUAAUCAAAUAAAGAACACGAGAGUAACAAAAUUUAAUAAACAAGAAAAAGAGAGAAAAUUAAUAAAAAUGGCCCCCACAUCAGCAUUUGUAACACCUUCAACGUUAGCCAAAGAAACCACAUUAAAAGAUGGUUACAUUAUAGAUGAGAGGGAUAAGGCUAAGGUUGCUCAUAAUGAGUUUAGUGAUGACAUUCCGGUGAUCUCGCUAGCCGGAAUCGACGAGGAGCAUCCCGGAGGUAGAAGAGAGGCAAUCCUGAAGAAAGUUGUCGAGGCGUGCGAGGAAUGGGGGAUCUUUCAAUUGGUUGAUCAUGGUAUUGAUGUUGAGCUCAUCAAUGAAAUGACAAAGUAUACUAAGGAGUUUUUUGCUCUUCCUGAUGAAGAGAAGCUCAAGUAUGAGAUGUCUCCUGGAAAGCAUAAGGGUGGUUUCCUUAUCUCUAGUCAUCUCACGGGGGAGGCAGUGGCAAAUUGGCGUGAGCUAGUGCUCUUCUUCACAUAUCCGGUACAAGGGCGAGACUACUCAAGAUGGCCUAGCAAACCUGAGCAAUGGAAGGCCAUGGUUGAAGCCUACGGCGAAAAUAUGAUGAACUUGUCCUGCAAGAUGUUCGAGCUCUUGUCCGAGGGUUUGGGGUUAGACAAAGAUGCCUAUGCAAAGUCAAUGGGUGAUAUUAGCCAGCAUUUGGUGGUUAACCAUUACCCUAAGUGCCCACAACCCGAGCUAGCUGUCGGUCUUAAGCGACACACCGAUCCAAGCUCCAUUACCUUGCUCCUCCAAGACCAUGUUGGUGGGUUACAAGCUACAAAAGAUGGUGGCAAAACUUGGGUCACCGUUCGACCUAUCAAAAAUGCUUUGGUCCUUAACCUUGGUGAUCAUGCCUAUUUCAUGAGCAAUGGAAGAUUCAAGAGUGCCGAUCAUCAAGCAAUCGUGAACUCGAUCGAGACACGAACGUCGAUAGCAGUAUUCAUGAAUCCAGCACAAGAUGCAAAGGUUUAUCCGCUCAACGUAAAAGAGGGAGAGAAGGCAGUGUUGGAAGAGCCUAUCACGUAUGCUGAGAUGAAUAACAGGCACAAGAAUAGGUAUCUCGAAAUCGUUCGACUAAAGAAAUUGGCUAAGGAAGAAAAUUGGUCACAAGAAGAGCUUGAUCUCAAGCUUAGCCAGCUUAAUUAAAUCGAUUUAAUUCAGCUUGAUCUAAUCGUGCAAAUAUAUUAUUGUUCAAUGUGAAUAAUUGAGACAAUAUGUCCAAGAAAUUGAUUAUUAUUAAGGGAAAUUACCAUUAAAGUUUGCAAAUAAAACAAAGUUCCAGAUCGAAGUUUUUUUUUUUUUUUUUUCUUUUUUUUUAACCCCCUCUCUUUAUGGUUUUAUAGGUUAGCUCAUUGAAUCAUUCAUUAUGUAGUAAUAUUGGCUUUUAAAAAGUGCAUAGUAUUAAAAUUUUGCAAAUGUGAGAUAUUGUUUAUAUUUUGUGUAAAUGUAAGUACAUAUGAUUU
Chenopodium quinoa (quinoa) is the source of this 1634-nucleotide messenger RNA. RefSeq names its product naringenin,2-oxoglutarate 3-dioxygenase-like. Bases 220 to 1317 code for a protein of 365 amino acids. The record is from RefSeq and is a predicted model, not a curated record. The transcript has 3 exons. Lineage: Eukaryota; Viridiplantae; Streptophyta; Magnoliopsida; Caryophyllales; Amaranthaceae.